AAGCACAAUUGAAGAAAGCAAAAACAUUUGUGCUAGAAAAAAAAAGACAUCGCUUGCAAUGUUGUCAUGAGCUAGGCAUUAUCUAAAAGUGAUUUGCUAGAAUUGGAAACUUAAUUUAAAGCAGUGAGUGAACACCGCGAUGCAAUGCGAUGAACAACACAGUCAUUUUGUAUUUGCCACUGCACACCCGUCCACAAGGUGGCGGUAAUACAUUACUUUGGUAACAGUGAGCUACCAAAGAAGAAGACAACGCGUAAACUAGCUAUUUGGCUAACAAGCUAGUGACUAAGAUUGUGAUAGUUCGGAUUAUGUGUGUACAUCAUACAUUAAGGGAUAUCGCACUGUACAGUACAAACUAGGUCGUAGUUUCUAUGGUUUGUGGCACCUAAUAUCUGAAGUAAAAGUAAAUCACCAGCUGAAGUAACGCCGCUGCACUCAAAGCUGGUGAGCUAUCUCAUCUUAGCCAAGGCUUUAACGAUAAUGUUUUCUUCUUUGUGUCGUUAUCGUUGUUCUCUUGUAAGAUUAAGAAGGUUAAGAAGUUGUUGAUAUGAUAUCCUUACACAUCCGUUGUCCGCUGGCAGAAGGAAACUCUGGAAUUCCCUGAACUCGGAAUUGUUUCUUGAAUUUGCUAACUUGCACAGCUAACCAAUUUGCUAGACAUUUGAAAGCUAGGUAAAGGUUGGCUAUCGUAGUUCAUGUUGGGCCAUGGGUCAUGCUGAGUUUUCGGUGUAAGAGAUCAGAUCAUAUAUCACUUGUUUGGACUGGAUAGAACCAUAGCUUUCUGUUUCAAAGUUGAUCAGUUUCUUCGUGCCUCUGCACAGGUUUGUCAACCGUGCAUAUGAGCAGAGACAUUAAAAGCCUAUAAGGACUUUAAUACAAGCAGCGGCGCGUCGAUUUUACGUCAGUUGAGCGAAGCAACUCGACAUGAGCGCCCCAAUAUAUUUCACCCGCGCGAAAGAAGACGAUCAGAUCUGGAUAGGGGCCGGACACGGGGGAGAUGACGAGGACAGUAGCGCUGUGGCUCUCACUGGUGACGAAGCCCGACACUUCUAUCAAAGCCUGCUUGAGGAACAAAAGGACUCAGCCAAAAGGGGCAACAAAACUAAGGGUGUAGGACAACAGCGGAGGAAUGCUCAGAGGAGGAGAGGUGGUCAACAUGACAGGAGGAGAAGUGAGGAAAGAAGAGGAGAAGCAGCAGGAGGGGGGAGAAGAGGAGGUGAACAAGAACAACGGCCACACCUGCCACAGGGCUCCACCUCUGAGAGAGAUGGGCACAGGCUCCUUCAUGUCGCCCAGGAAGGUGACCUGGCCACCUUGCGUAAGCUUCUCAAGGGGGCGCAGGUGGACUUGAACUUCCACGACGGGUUCUACUGGACCGCGGUGAUGUGCGCCAGCCAUUCGGGCAAGGCGGAAACCGUCCGCCUGCUGCUGGACCAUGGGGCUUCCUGGGUGGGUAUGGUGGACACGCAGGGACGGGAUGCACGUGACCUGGCUGAGCGGGCAGGGCACGACGACGUGGUGAGCAUGCUGGAGCAACACGGAGGCGGCAUGGCGGGAUCGGCAGGCGGUGGCAGGGUGUUGGCGGGAACAAGCUCCCAGCUGACUCCCCAGUGGUGUUCAGUGUGCGAGAGCCUCUACAGCGAGCCAGAGGCUCGUCACCAAAACUCCACCCUUCACCAGUUCAACCGGGGGCGCAUCAGCCAGCCGCCCCCCCCACACUACUGCCUGCCCCCCUCCAACGCCGGGUACCGCAUGAUGCUCCGCAGCGGCUGGAACCCUGGAGCCGGACUGGGGACAGAGGGACAGGGCACACGACAGCCAGUCCGCACCAUACUGAAGAGGGACCAGGCGGGACUGGGGUACGGGCCAACCCCUCGCCCCAAGGUGACACACUUUCAGGCAAAGGAUCCCCAGGCUGUGGAGCGGGUGGCUAAGGCGACAGAGAGGCGAGAGAGGGGGACAACGCUCAACGCCAAAGCCCAGAAGAGGACGGAAAAGAGGCAGAGAGACUGGGAGAGAGACUUCCGGGAUUCGUUUAAUAUUGAUAUUUGACUAGGUUUUCUAAAGGCUUACAAUUCAGUUUAGUGCCACAGGUACAGGAAGACGAUGCGGCUAGGGAACCUAUGCCACAAAAUCAAAAUUGACCGCUACGAACUAAAUGUAUGAACGAGUAGGCGAAUGAAUAAAAUGGGAAUGGAUGAACACACGAACAAUUGGAGAAAUACAUUUUGUUAAAUAUUUAUAUAUAUAUUUAUAUUUUCUUAAAUGUGUAGGACUGUAUAUGUGUCCUGCUGUUUUUUUGUGAAAUACACUGACUUUUUUCAGA
Clupea harengus (Atlantic herring) is the source of this 2326-nucleotide messenger RNA. It is a transcript of the gene gpank1, whose product is annotated as G-patch domain and ankyrin repeats 1. Gene Ontology annotation, molecular function: protein binding; nucleic acid binding. The record is from RefSeq and is a predicted model, not a curated record. NCBI's taxonomy places the organism in Eukaryota, Metazoa, Chordata, Actinopteri, Clupeiformes, Clupeidae.